Messenger RNA from Diospyros lotus (date-plum), 2995 nucleotides. Its product is annotated as protein IQ-DOMAIN 32. Gene Ontology annotation, molecular function: protein binding. Bases 125 to 2644 code for a protein of 839 amino acids. The record is from RefSeq and is a predicted model, not a curated record. The transcript is spliced from 6 exons. NCBI's taxonomy places the organism in Eukaryota, Viridiplantae, Streptophyta, Magnoliopsida, Ericales, Ebenaceae.
CUCAAGUUCCAAAACCCCAAGUUUAAGAAUACCAUAAAAGCCUAGAGAGCGAGAGAGAGGAGAGAGGAGAGAGGAGAUAGGAGAGAGAGAAACGGCAGUGACCGAGAGAGGGAGCGAGCCAGAGAUGGGAAGAUCCACGGCGUCUUGCUUCAAGAUCAUCACGUGCGGCGGCGGCGACAAUGCCGGCGACAAAGACGACGCCGGAGCUCCCGAGAGCAACAGUUCCAACGACAAACGUGGGUGGAGUUUUCGGAAAAGAUCUGCCAGGCAUCGAGUGCUAAGCAACACUGCGAUUUCAGAAACUCCUCCUUUGAGCAAGGACUGCCCAGAAACUGCUAAUGUCAACUUGCAAGUUCAGCCAAACACAACUUCUCCAGAGAAAACCUCUGAAUUGCCAUGGGAAGAUGAGAAACCACAAUUGUCGACCUCAGUGAAUCUCAAAGUAUCUGAUGCAAAACAUGAUUCAAAGGAUGAUGAAUUGCUUUACAUCAACCCAGAUGAAUCUGUUGCAAUUGCCAUCCAAGCUGUUAUCAGAAGAUUUCUGGCUCAGAGAAAAUUGCUGAAGCUUAAGAAUGUGGUCAAGUUGCAAGCUGCUGUACGUGGGCACUUGGUCCGAAGGCAAGCUGUGGGAACUUUGCGUUGUAUUCAAGCCAUUAUCAAGAUGCAAACACUUGUUCGUAUGCGUUGUACUCGCCUUAUAUCUGAAGGGUCAAGUAUCAUGGGGAAUUCUGAUGGGGAUCUUGCCAAUGAUUGCCAUGGUUCAAAAAUCUUGGAAAAGGGGAAUCCAGUAGCUGAACCGAACAUAGCGCACUCUUCAAUUGAAAAACUGCUUAAAAAUAAAUUUGCUCAUCAGCUACUGGAGUCAACGCCGAGGACUAAACGCAUUCACAUUAAGUGUGACCUUUCUAGAUCUGAUUCAGCUUGGAAUUGGUUGGAGAGGUGGAUGUCUGUUUCUUCAAUGGGAUCAAUGGGAAUUGAACAACCACACAAACACGAGUCCAGAAUUGAGCUACAGGAAGACAAGGUUGAGAGUUCUGCCUGCCUUGAAGAAACUGGAUUUCCAUCUGAAGAUCAUGAAUCAACAGAUUUUAAGGCUAGUGGCAGGGAAAUAGAAGUGCCUUCUAAUUGUGAAGACAAUUUGAUAACUCCUGAUACAAACAACUUUGACUUUCAAGCAGGCCAACCAACCUCAUCUUCCAAAACUGAUAAUCCAGAGCCUCCUCAGCCUGAGAACUCAGGCACAUCACAUUCAAAACAGAGCUCAACUGACUUUGAUCAAGAUAAACAAUCAGAUUUUAUUUCUCAGGUCAAGCCUAAGCAUAUCACUGGUAAGUCUGACACUGAUGGUGAGCAGUCUACGCGCUCUGUGAAAAGAUCUGCUCCUGAACAAAUGGAAUCUGAGGGAAAGAAGUUUGUUUCUGGGGCAAGAAGGGCAGUUAACCCUUCAUUUAUCGCUGUUCAUUCAAAAUUUGAAGGACUGAGUUCAACAACCAAUUCAGCAAGAUUAACUAGUACCAAUGAUCAAGAUGUUGGGUUUGGAUCAAACUCGGACACAACAGAAAACACAAUCAAGACAAGAGAGAUUGGCCUGGCAGAGAACUCAGGAUUGCAUCCCUCAAGGGUUAGAGUAGGCUCUGAAUGUGGGACGGAGCUUUCUAUUUCUUCCACUCUUGAUUCCCCAGAUAGGUAUGAGACUGAAGCGAAUGUUGAGCAGGCUUCUGAACUCUCUGAUAGAAAGAGCAACCCAAAAGGCACUAAAAACCUAUACGUUGAUGCAAAUGGUGAGACUAAUUUCACAGAAUCUGAUUUAUCCAAUUCCAGCUUGGUUCAGCCAGAUAAACUUGACCAGAAUAUUAGCAGUCGAAUUGGGGAACCUGACAAUACUAAGGGUAUAAAGGGUAAGCCUGAUGAUAUCAGUGGUGCUAAUGGCGAACCUGUUAUUUCAGUUUCAGCUGUAGAUACCUUAGAGGAAAAGCAGAACUUGGAGCCAAAUGCAUCUUACGUGCAGCAGACAGAGCUGGACAUGGAGCUGGAUCAUCAGAUUUCAGAGAGGGAUGUGUCUAAGGUGCAGACAGAGCCGGACAAGGAGAUGGGUCAACAAAUGCACAAGUCAUCACCUGUAGUUUCUCCAAGAAGCCACAUUACUGUACCUGAAUCCCAAGGAACACCUUCUAGCCAGAUAUCUAUGAAAACUGAGAAGAAUAGAAGUGAUAGAAGUGCAUCUAAACAGAAACACAAGGCUUUGUCAUCUGGUAAAAAAUCUCCUUCAAAACUUAACCAUGAUUCUGGUGCAAGGAGUACUUUGGAACAAGUGCCUAAAGAACAAAAAGCUGGCAAGAGACGAAAUUCUUUUGGCUCUGGGAGACCUGAUUAUGGUGAUCAGGAGCCAAGAGAUAGUGAUAGCAGUAAUUCACUCCCAAAUUACAUGCAAGCUACAGAAUCUGCAAGAGCCAAAGCUCUGGCAAAUAGCUCUCCCAGAUCAAGUCCAGAUCUGCAAGACAAGGAUGUUUACAUCAAGAAGAGACAUUCCUUACCUGGUGCAAAUGGAAAGCAGGGAUCUCCUCGAAUCCAGCAGGCUAUGUCUCGAGCACAGCAAGACGCUAAGGGAAAUAGUCAUGUUCAUGAGAGAAAGUGGCAAAGGUGAAGAAGAUACAUAGUAUAAGAAGAAGCAGAGCAGCCAAGGUCCGGAAAGGGAAGAUUGAGUUACUUGAGGCUGGCUAUCUGUCCCAUAGAAAGUAUAUCUGAUUGUUGGCACUGGCAUGUGCUUUGGUUUGCUACCAUAGAAGACUUAACGGGGGAGAUUUUGUGUAAAUUUCUUUGAUGACCAGUGUCUUGAUAACAUUAUAUUCUCUCUCUAUUCUACUGUUGAGAUCUCUAGUUCAAAGGUUUGGUUGUGUGUUUGUGAAAUAGUACCUACCAUAGCAUGUUUGACAUAAUCUUGAGUUUGUUGUAAGAUGGUUUAAGGCUUUAAGGCUUGAAAUCUUCAUUUUCUUUC